AUGGCUGCUACAAGCAACGUGACUGAAAUCAUUUUCUUGGGGUUUUCCCAGAAUUGGAAUGAGCAGAGGGUCAUUUCUGUGGUGUUUCUUCUCAUGUACAUAGCCGUUGUGCUGGGCAAUGGCCUCAUUGUGGUGACCAUCCUGGCCAGCAAAGGGCUCACCUCUCCCAUGUAUUUCUUCCUCAGCCACUUAUCCUCCGUGGAGAUCUGUUACUGUCCUGUCACGGCCCCCAAGCUGAUCUUCGACUCUUUUACCAAGAGGAAAGUUAUUUCUCUCAAGGGCUGCAUCACACAGAUAUUUUUCCUCCAUUUCUUUGGUGGCACUGAGAUCUUCCUCCUGACGGUGAUGGCCUAUGAUCACUACGUGGCCAUCUGCAAGCCGUUGCACUACACUGCCAUCAUGAACCAGUGGAUGCGUGGCCUCCUGCUGGCAGUAGCAUGGGGCAGGGGCCUGCUGCAUUCUGUUGGGCAAACUUUCCUCAUUUUCCAGCUCCCUUUGUGUGGCCCCAACAUCAUCGACCGCUACUUCUGUGAUGUCCACCCAGUGCUGAAGCUGGCCUGCGCGGACACCGUCCUCAUUAGCCUGCUGAUCCUCACCAAUGGCGGCUCCAUCUCUGUGGUCAGCUUCUCAGUACUGAUGGCUUCCUACCUGAUCAUCCUGCACUCCCUGAGGAGCCACAGCUUGGAGGGGCGGCAAAAGGCCCUCUCCACCUGUGCCUCUCAUGUCGCAGUUGUGGGCCUGUUCUUCAUACCCUGUUCCUUUGUCUACAUGAGGCCCUGUGUCACCCUCCCUGCAGACAAGAUAGUCGCCGUAUUUUACACGGUGGCCACACCUCUCUUAAACCCCGUCAUUUACUCCUUCAGGAAUGCUGAAGUGAGAAACGCCAUGAGGAGACUCAUGGGGAGAAGAGUAAUUUGGGAAGAGAAGUAG
Messenger RNA from Sapajus apella (tufted capuchin), 930 nucleotides. RefSeq names its product olfactory receptor 4X1. Gene Ontology annotation, molecular function: olfactory receptor activity; G protein-coupled receptor activity. The record is from RefSeq and is a predicted model, not a curated record. The coding region runs from base 1 to 930 and encodes 309 amino acids. Gene Ontology annotation, biological process: G protein-coupled receptor signaling pathway. The transcript has 2 exons. Gene Ontology annotation, cellular component: membrane. Lineage: Eukaryota; Metazoa; Chordata; Mammalia; Primates; Cebidae.